CCAACUUGUGUUUCCAGUAAGUUAUUCAAUUUUUUCCAUUUUCCUGAAUUAUUCAGUAAUACAUAAUGUGUUUACAGCUUAAUUACAGUCUAAUUUAAAUGGAAACUGUUUGUGGUUUUGUGAUAAAAAUUAAUGUUUGUGCUUUUUUAGGAACUAGACUAAUGUGAUAAAAAGGAAGCUGUAAUGGGUAUGAUCACAGUGGGUGUGUUGUGUUCUAUUCAUACGUUUCAGAAGCAGAUGUAAACCUGGGAACUAUUUUAGAAGAUUGUACUCUGAAAAAGAAGGAUGGACAUCUGGAUUGUAAAGAAAAUUAUUCUUCUCAGCUUUCUGUUGAAAGGUGUUUGCUGUAGAGAUUUCAACGUCAGUUUGCCAGAGAAGAUUCAAGCUCUCAAUGGAUCCUGUGUGAUUGUAAAGUGCAGAUUUGACAUUAAAGAGUCAUAUGAUAAAGACCUCACUGAGAGAGCUGCUGGAGUCUGGUAUAAAGACAAACAUGAUACAAGCAGCAGUGUAGUGUUUAACUCCAGUGCAUCAAUGCAGAACUCUUUUAUUAAAGGGAAUAUAACUGGAAAAUUAAAAGACAAGGACUGCACCACUGUUUUUUAUGAUAUCAGAUCAAUUCACAGUGGUCAGUAUUUCUUCAGGAUUGAGGGUGAAGGUGGACUGAAAUGGACCUUUACAAAAAGCAAUACUUCAGUAGUUGUGAUCGAAACUUUGGAGAAUCCUCGAGUUCUGCUGUAUGAGGAUAAGCAAGAGCUGCACAAUCAGCAGGAGGUGUUGGAGGGCAGAUCUGUAAGUCUGCGCUGCUCUGCUGAGACUCUCUGCUCUUCUUCUCCAGCAACUCUCACAUGGAGCUCCACUGCCAGAAUCCCCCACAGUGAGAGCAGCAAACUACAGGAUCUCAUCGUCUCUGAUCUGAACUUCACUGCUGCUCCGCGGCACAACAGAGUCACUUUCAUCUGCUCUAUAAGCUACCAGCUGCAGGACAACAACAAAACAGCUCACAGCAGCAUCACAUUACAUGUGCAGUAUGCUCCUCGAAUCUCCAAUUCCUCCAGCUGUAACAGUACUAAUGUAACUGUGUGUUUCUGUGAGGUUGAUGGGAAUCCCUCUCCUGUAGUGGAGUGGCAUCUAUCUGGACGUCCCGUCUCGAACUCUUCAAACACGUUCAUCAGUGAAGAGCGAUUGAGCAACACAAGCUUGAGGAGCUUCAUCUCUCUACAUCAGUCUCUCACGCACACAAACACUCUACUGUGUUUCAGUAAAAACACUCGUGGCAAUGCAACUCAAAUUCUUCAACUGACUCCCUUUUCUCAGGAUAGAGGUGUACACAGUUUCUCUGUCCUGAUUGGAGUUGCUGUUGGGGUUUCCUUGAUAAUGAUGUGCAUUAUUAUAUAUUGUGUACGAAAAGAAAGAUGCAGAUGCUUACAGACAAAACAAGAAGAUACUACUGGAGUCAUUACGACUGAUGGGGCUGUUCAACUGGAGAACAAAACUGAAUAUGCCAAUUAUAUUAUUCUACCUCCUGAACUCACCACAAUACAUCCUCAAGAAUCUCUCCAUUAUGCCUCAGUUGAGUUCAAAAACAUCAAACAAGAGUCAAAGGAAAUGAAGGAAAAAUCAUCACUGACCACUGACUAUGCUGUUAUCAAUUACUCUGGUGGAGUGACAGAGACGGAAAGCUCUGUGGGAGGUAAUCAGCCAAGCAUUGCCCCCUCGACUGUGAUGACUUAUCAGAAAGAUUCAAACAUACCAGACUGAUGCAAAUAUUAGAGAAUGGAUAACAUGUGAAAACACCUUGUACUGGUCAGGUGAUCUUUUUUUUGCUUAAUAUUUGCAAUUAAAAUCAACCUGCACACUCAUGGACAUAAUCAGAGAUUGUACUUAUUUAUAAGGGUUUUUUUUUAUUACAAAAUACAUUUUAAAGAUAUUAAAUUUAAAAAAGGCUUAUUUUGACUUUUUUUCAGUUGGGAGACAGUCAAGCAUCAAUAUUGCAUCUGUUAUAAAGUUACAGAAAGAUUUUAAUAUGCCAGACUCAUGCACAUUUAGGAACAGUUCACAUGAAAACAUCACCCAGACAAUUAUUUUUCCUUCAUUCUUUCCCUCUGACGGUGUACUGUACAUUUAGCAGUUUGUAGUCCUUUUUUGACUUGAUUGAAGUCAUUAGGAUGGUACAAAUACAACAAAACUGAAUUGUUGCAUCAUCUUUUAACCAGCAGAGGGUAGCAUUUUUGGCAUGUUAUCCACACAGACGCAGCUGUAGUGUAACAUUGUAGAAUUGUAUUUGAUUUUUUAUAUAGUAUUUCUUUUUAUAAAUUGAGUAUAUAAAUUUUGUUGGCUUACAUCAUACUUUUCAGGAUUUUUUUUUUUUUCAAAUUCCCACGGUCAACAAUUCCCACAUUUAAAUGUAUUGUAUGCAUCUAUUGUAUUGUACUUUACACUUACAGUGUAAACAUUUGUAGAAGUCUAUUGAAAAAGUAAAGUGAAUAUAAUUGAUUAUGGCA
Danio rerio (zebrafish) is the source of this 2501-nucleotide messenger RNA. NCBI's taxonomy places the organism in Eukaryota, Metazoa, Chordata, Actinopteri, Cypriniformes, Danionidae. The record is from RefSeq and is a predicted model, not a curated record.